Molecule: messenger RNA, 1581 nt
Organism: Athalia rosae (coleseed sawfly)
Lineage: Eukaryota; Metazoa; Arthropoda; Insecta; Hymenoptera; Athaliidae
Gene: Dph1
Product: 2-(3-amino-3-carboxypropyl)histidine synthase subunit 1
Exons: 4
Coding region: 191-1426 (411 amino acids)
Biological process (GO): protein histidyl modification to diphthamide
Molecular function (GO): 2-(3-amino-3-carboxypropyl)histidine synthase activity
Source: RefSeq, a predicted model, not a curated record
UUUCCGUCACAUCGAUGGACGCUCGUGUUGAAAAUCACACACAAUCAAAAUAACCUUAAAGUGAGUUUUGCGGACGUGCAGCUGAUCAACGAUGUAAUGACUGAUAAAGAUAAAAUUAGCCAAAGGAUAUAAAAAAAUUAUAGACAAAUAAACGCAAAUUCUGUUGCCAAUCAUAAAAAAAUAGACUAUAAUGAGUGAGUCGAGCGAAUUAGUUGUUGUGGUUAAAGCAAAGCCAGUGAGAAAAGUUUUCAAAGCACCUGUCAGGAUAAACAAAAUUCCUCAAGAGCAGCUAAAUGACCCUUUACUCAACGCAGCAAUUGCAGCUCUCCCGACAAACUAUAACUUUGAAAUUCACAAGACAAUAUGGAGGAUAAAAGAGCUCAAGUCAAAGCGAGUCGCUCUUCAGAUGCCUGAAGGGCUUUUGCUGUUUGCUACUACAAUAUGUGACAUAAUAGAGGAAUUCACAGAUGCAGAGACAGUCAUAAUGGGGGAUGUAACUUAUGGUGCCUGUUGCAUCGACGACUACACUGCCAAAGCUCUAAACGUCGAUUUGCUGCUACAUUAUGGUCACUCCUGUUUAAUUCCGGUAGACCAAACAACUGGAAUAAAAGUACUCUACAUAUUUGUCGACAUAAAGAUCGAUGCGAUGCACUGUAUAGAAUCUCUACAACAAAAUCUACCGGUCAUCACAAAGAUAGCAUUAGUCAGCACGAUCCAGUUUGCCUCUACGCUACAAGCAGUUGCCGUUGAGAUGAGAAAAGCUGGAUACGACGUCACUGUUCCACAAAGUAGACCUCUGAGUCCAGGGGAGGUAUUGGGAUGCACCGCGCCGCAAAUACGAUGCGCAGAUGCAGUGGUCUAUCUCGGAGAUGGCCGAUUUCACCUAGAGGCAGCAAUGAUUGCAAAUCCUAAGUUAAGAGCAUAUCGCUACGACCCUUAUGAAAAAAAAUUAACCGAGGAAUUCUACGAUCAUGAGACAAUGCUGAAAACGAGACAAAAGGCAAUAGACACAACUAAGAGCGCAGACAAGUAUGGAUUGAUCUUGGGAACUCUAGGGCGGCAAGGAAACCCGACCGUUUUCAGGACUAUUGAGAACAGAUUAAGGACCCUGAAUAAACAAGCUGUGACCAUUUUGCUCUCUGAAAUAUUUCCUGAUAAACUGAAACUGUUUGAAGACGUAGACGCUUUUGUGCAGGUGGCAUGUCCAAGGCUCAGCAUAGAUUGGGGUACCGCAUUUGAGAAGCCAUUAUUGACGCCUUUCGAGGGGGCUGUGGCUUUAAAGCUCGCCGAAUUCGACGCGGAGAAACCGUAUCCAAUGGAUUUCUACGCUUCCGCAAGUUUGGGUCCUUGGACUCCGAACCACAAGCCAGCAGAACUGGAAAAACAAAGCGAUGCAUGUUGCGGUAAAUGUAAAGAUGUCAAAUAGCAAACAAUUCAAGGUAUCUUAUUUUCAUACGACUGCGCUAUCAUCGAGGCUUUACUCAAUAUUUGAGUAUUACUGAGGGCAAAGAUAAUUUAUAUAUUCUAGAAUACUGUGAUGAUUUAAAUGGUGAAAAUAAACAAGGAAGCUGUGGAAAAGAA